UACUAAGUCACACUUGGGUAGGCAAGAUACACAUGAAGCGCGAACGAUCGGUAUUUUGGCCUGUAUCAAUAUCAGCCAAUUAAGAUACCUAUACGUUUUAAAGCAAUAUCACACCUUGAAUCUACAUUACUGAUAGACCUGACUAAUACUGUUACGGUCUAUGUAGCUACUUACCUAAGUUAUGAGUGUCGUAUAUACACCUUGCAUUCGAAGACUGUCGAGUGCAGUAGGAAGGCGUCAGUAUCGACCUUUUCCUCACGCGCUCGCCGCCAUCUUAUUACCUCAGCUAAGCCCUCUGCACAUAAACGUCAUUCCUUCCGGCUCGUUGCAUUGCAGAUUCCGCAAUCGUAGCAAUUCGUAUAGUUUGAUCGAGAAAUGCUAUAAUAUCCGUCUAGGGCUCUACAUGCUUCUUUAGUUCUCUUUACCAACGACACACUUUUCUAUUUUUCAAUUCGCUUCUAUUUCUCAUAGACUUCUAAUCAUACAGAGUACAAGUACUCAUAGAGCAUUCACGAUGGCGGCGGACAUGAACACCGGGAAAUUCCCCCACAGCAACAUGCCGGCUCCCAAGGGAGACCUUGUGAUGCCCCUCUUCUCGCUCAAGGGCCGGACGGCGAUCGUCUCCGGAGCUGGAGCGGGCAUCGGUCUAGCGAUAGCUCAGGCGCUCGCCGAAGCGGGUGCGAACAUUGCGAUCUGGUAUAAUUCGAACAAGAAGGCGUUGGACGAGGCGGCCGCUAUCGAGGAGCGGUACGGCGUGAAAUGCAAGGCAUACCAAGUCAACAUCAACGCCUACGAAUCCGUGAAGGCAUCCGUAGACGAGAUCGUGAGCGACUUCAACGGCCGACUGGACGUGUUCGUGGCGAACUCGGGCAUCGCGUGGGAGGAGGGGCCGUUCGUCGACGGCUCGCUGGAGACGAUGCAUAACGUGCUCAAGGUUAAUAUCGAGGGCACCUGUUACUGCGCCAAGGCAGCAGCGUUGCACUGGCGGCGACAGGCGGCGGAGCGCACGACGCUCGACGGCGGCCCGUUGGAGAACUAUCUCUCUGGCAGCUUCAUCUGCACCGCGAGCAUGAGCGGCCAUAUCGCGAAUGUGCCCAAUGCGCAGGCCGUGUACAAUGCUUCCAAGGCUGCGGUUAUCCACGUCUGCAAGUCCUUCGCUGUCGAGUGGACGGGGUUCGCGCGCGCCAACUCUGUGAGCCCUGGUUACAUCGAGACCGAGAUGACUGGAUUCAUGUCCGAGGAGACGAAGAAGGUCAACAGAGACAGGAUCCCGAUGGGUCGAGAGGGAAACGCUGUGGAGCUCAAGGGUGCAUACUUAUUCCUGGCGUCGGAUGCGUCUUCUUAUGCCACCGGUAUCGACAUUCUCAUCGAUGGAGGAUAUUGUGCGGCAUAGGGCAAUUCCUUAGGUAUCAAGAUCUAGAUCUAGAAACAUGCUUUUGCACCGUUAUUCGCCUCCCUCUGUUAGUACAACGAGUCCUACCUGGUUACAUCGCAGCCCCAGGCAGCAGGAGCUUCAGUCUCUGGGAAGUCCAGCCUUGUGCCUAUU
Molecule: messenger RNA, 1546 nt
Organism: Xylaria bambusicola
Lineage: Eukaryota; Fungi; Ascomycota; Sordariomycetes; Xylariales; Xylariaceae
Product: sorbitol utilization protein SOU2
Exons: 6
Coding region: 515-1393 (292 amino acids)
Cellular component (GO): intracellular anatomical structure
Molecular function (GO): oxidoreductase activity, acting on NAD(P)H, oxygen as acceptor
Source: RefSeq, a predicted model, not a curated record